Paramuricea clavata is the source of this 1419-nucleotide messenger RNA. The record is from the annotation of a GenBank genome assembly. Lineage: Eukaryota; Metazoa; Cnidaria; Anthozoa; Malacalcyonacea; Plexauridae.
AUGUUUCCCGUAGAGAUGGAACUCCUGCGUCGUUUGAAAUCCAACCCCACGAAAAGAGAAGACGUCAAGGAUCGUAAGGCAAGCUUAAAGAGAAACAGCGCAUUAUGUCGACUAGAUCCAUUUAUCGACAAAGAGGGACUCGUAAGAGUUGGCGGACGAAUCAAACGCGCCGAUGUCCCCUUUCACGUGAAACACUCCGCAAUCCUACCGAGAAAGGGACACAUUACAUCCCUCAUAAUCCAACAUUACCAUCAACGAGUCAAACACCAAGGCCGUGGAAUCACCCUGAACGAGAUUCGCGAGGACGGGAUUUGGAUCAUUGGUGCAACUUCUGCAGUGGCCCAUCAUAUCGCCAAAUGCGUCACGUGUCGGAAGCUUCGUGUUACCGUAUCCGAGCAGAAAAUGGCCGAACUUCCCUACGAUCGAUUGCAACCUGCGCCACCGUUCACCUUCUGCGCCGUUGAUUACUUUGGCCCGUGGCAUAUUAAAGAAGGUCGGAAAGAGCUAAAGCGGUACGGCGUUUUGUUUACUUGCCUAUCAUCUCGGGCGAUUCAUCUCGAGACGGCGAAGUCGUUAGAGACGGAUUCCUUUAUCAACGCUCUGCGUCGUUUCCUGGCUCGACGCGGACCCAUUCGUCAGCUCAGAUCAGACCAGGGUACAAACCUAGCAGGUGCUCGACGCGAAUUGAAAGAAGCCUUGCAAGAGAUGGAUAAAGAGAAGGUGCGAUCAUUCCUACUGGAAAAAGAAUGCGACUGGUUCGAAUUUCUAAUGAACGUGCCCUCCAGCAGUCACAUGGGUGGUGUAUGGGAACGGCAGAUAAGAACGGCGCGCAACGUUCUGAAUGCCCUCCUCCUCGAAGCGGGAACUCAGUUGGAUGAAGAGUCACUGCAAACGUUCAUGUGCGAGACAGAGGCUAUUGUAAAUAGCCGUCCCCUAACCGUGACUAAUCUUGGCUCUCCUACCGACGCGGAACCCUUAACCCCAAACCACCUCCUGACAAUGAAAUCGCGAAUACUACUCCCACCACCCGGCGAGUUCCAGCGAGCAGACAAAUAUCUAGUGAAAAGAUGGCGACGAGUCCAGUACCUUGUCAACCAGUUCUGGUCGCGUUGGCGUAAGGAGUUUCUCAACACUUUGCAAGGAAGGCAGAAGUGGAGCAACCCUCGUAGAAACUUGCGUGUAGGCGACAUCGUUCUCAUCAAGGAUGAUAACGCGCCUCGAAACCUUUGGCGAAAGGCUCGCGUUGACGAAGUUUACACGGACGAAGAUGGUUUGGUGCGAAAGGUCAAGCUUAUUGUGGCAGAUCCUCUGUUGAACGAACGCGGAAAACGAAGUCGAGUUGCGACCAUUUUGGAACGUCCUAUUCAGAAGCUAGUUGUACUUCUUAAAGUCGAAGACACGGAGAACGUUGAAGAGUGA